Messenger RNA from Haemonchus placei, 216 nucleotides. Lineage: Eukaryota; Metazoa; Nematoda; Chromadorea; Rhabditida; Trichostrongylidae. The record is from the annotation of a GenBank genome assembly.
AUGGAUGAGAGAGGGUCAUGUGCUCACUUCCCUCCGUUCGUCUGCUUCUAUCUCCUCCACUGGAGAGAACGGCCCCUCAUUUUUGAACACCUUCUGCCGCAACCAUUUCAGUGUAAUCCAGUCCAGAAGAGUAGUAGUAAUUCCUGCAAGCAUAAAGACUUCAGAUCAAUAACAGCGCUUUCACCCGGAGAAUACAGCAGAAAGCUAGAGGUUUAA